AUGUUUAAUCUUGAUAAAAUUACAUGUCCAGUUUGCACUGUGAGAUUUCCAUUAGCUCACUUGCAAACUCAUAUGAGAGUUGCUCAUACUCGUAAAAUCUAUUCUAGAUUUAUAUGUAAGUCGGGUUGUGGGCGACCCUUUUCCACUUUUGAUGCAUUGUAUAAACAUUUAUCGCGUUGCUCUGUUGAUGGUAUUAGUAGUGAUACUUUAGAGUCAGAUGAGUCAAAAGAUAGUUGUGAAAGUGCUGAGGCUUCUGGUGAAAGUGAACUUGCUGCUGGAGCACAAGGUUCUGAAGAAAGCAAUUUUGAUGGAAAAGCAAUAGAAAGCAAUGUUCUUGGUAAUGCAGAGUUUGCAAGCACUAUUAAAUCCUUUUCUGACGAGUUUGUGGCUAGACUUUAUAGAAAAUCCAGUCUACCUCGGAAUCACAUUCAAGGUAUUGUGGAAGAUGUCAUGUGUCUUCUUUCUAAAUGUUGCGAUUAUCUUAAACCUCAGGUUGUGCAAACUCUCAAUGAUUUUAGUGGAACUCAGAAUAACUUGAAUGAGAUUUCAAAAAGUUUUGACCUUGUGAAAAACUGCAUGUUACAUUUAUCCACUGAUUAUAAACGUAACUUGUAUUUUGCCAGAUGUGGAUCUUUAAUUCUACCUGUGCCGCAUGAAGUUGGCUCUACUAAUGAAUCAAAACGUACCAGAGGUGGAACUGUUUUCAAAAAACUUUAUCAUUAUGUUCACAGUGUCCCUUUGAGAGCAGUGCUAAAAUGUAUUCUUGAGCUUCCAGAUGCAUUUUCAUCAGUGCAAUCACACAUUGCUUCUUUAGAAUCUAAUGAUAAAACCAUUGACAAUUUUAUGCAAUGCCCUUUGUGGAAAUCGAAGAAAUCUGGUUAUUCUGCUGACGAUAUUGUGUUACCAUUGUUUGUAUUUAUUGAUGACUGUCAGUAUAAUAAUGCUUUAGGGUCUCAUUCUAAGUCUCUUGGUGCUUGUUACACCUCUUUGCCAUUUUUACCUGAAGAGUGUCAAUCAACUUUAGACAAUAUAAUAUUAGCCCUGUUGUACAAAUCCUGUUAUAGGAAAAUGUUUGGUGAUGACAAAAUUUUUGAUCCAUUAAUUGCAGAAUUGACUUUCUUAGAAAAAGAAGGUAUAUUAGUUUCCACUGAGCAUGGCCUUCAGAGAGUCUUCUUUGUCACUGGUCUGCUCCUUGGUGACAAUAAGGGUCUUAACUCAUUGUUGGGAUUUACUGAGUGUUUCACUGCAAAUCACUGCUGUAGGUUUUGUAAGAGUCAUAGAAAUACUAUGCACUAUCAAAGCGUUGAAGAUCCUAGUACUUUAAGAACUUUAGAGUCAUACAAUGCUGACCUAAUCACAAAUGAUGUAUCUCUUACUGGCUUAAAGUAUGAAAGUGUAUUUAACAAAGUUCCAUCUUUUCAUGUCACCUCAAAUUUAGCUGUAGACAGUUUUCAUGAUCUGGCUGAAGGUGCUUGCCACAAUGUAUUACGUCAUCUAUUGAACCAUUGUAUUCCUAAUUACUUCACUCUUGACAUUUUAAAUGACCGUUUGAAUCUCUUUGAUUAUGGUCCAUGUGAAACUAAUCGUGUUCCUGAAAUUACUGAAAAGUCUCUGUCAUCUGAUAAAUUGAAAUUGUCGGGUUCCGAAACUUUGUUGUUCAUAAAAAUAUUGGGAAUUCUUAUCGGGGAUUUAGUGCCUCCAAAUGAUCCAUACUGGAAGCUGUAUUUAAAGUUGCGGGAACUGUUAGACAUUUGUCAGUCCAAGUCUGUAUCUAUUUCUCAACCUAAGUCAUUGCGAGUGAUUGUUGAAGAGUUCAACACAAUGUAUGUCAAAAUAACAGGGGACACACUCAAGCCUAAAAUGCAUAAUUUUUUGCACUAUGCUCGUGUCCUUGAAAAUUGUGGCCCAAUUCAAUCAAUGGCAGUUGCCAGAUUUGAGGCCAAACAUAAAGACAUUACAGUGCCAGCUCAUACUACAUCAUCACGUGUGAAUCCAACCCUCACCUUUUCUAUGCGUCACCAACUGUCUCUGUGCUAUCGUUUUAUGUCCAAGCAAUCUAUUCUUCCCAAAGUAGAAUUUGGGCCAAGUGAGUUGGUUUCUGUGUCGGAUUUGGACAAUUUUGAAUUAUUUGAUCGUUCAUUGCCACAAUUGUUUUUAGAUAGCCAGUUGCUGUCUUUAAAAUGGGUCAAUAUAAAAGGAACAUUGUACAAGCCUGGCAUGGUACUUUUGGUUAAUGCUAAUGAGCAUGGCCCAGUUUUUGGUGAACUUUGUUACAUUCUUGUGCAUGAGGAAACUGUUCUCUUUGUAUUCUGUUAUUUUUUAAAUCUUGGAUACAGUGAACCUGUUCAUGCGUUUCCAGUUUGCAAAUCUCAAAGAUGGUCUUGCAUAGAACCAAGUGCCAUGUAUGAUCCUCAUCCAUUAUUUGCUCACUCCAAUAUUCUCGGAGUUAAGUAUGUUUCUUUAAAGCAUAGACUGUGA
Thrips palmi is the source of this 2478-nucleotide messenger RNA. RefSeq lists its product as uncharacterized. The coding region runs from base 1 to 2478 and encodes 825 amino acids. NCBI's taxonomy places the organism in Eukaryota, Metazoa, Arthropoda, Insecta, Thysanoptera, Thripidae. The transcript has a single exon. The record is from RefSeq and is a predicted model, not a curated record.